UUAACAAUAUAAUGUCGAUUUAGCCCUGGCAAGAUCUUGCCCCACACGAAGGGCUGUGGUGGCAGAUCUGUCUACAUGUAGGGACUGUCGGGUAAGGCCAGACCAAAGGCCAAGACCUACUUGUACAUGUACCGGUAGUAGUUAUCACAGUACAUGAAUGGUAUGUAUAACCAUAACGCUGCUGGGUAGCUAGUUCUCACGUUGCAACACUGAACGUAACAGGCUCUCAACAAUCGUUGACUUCAAAUUGAGCUCCAGAGCAAGCAUCAUUCAUAAUGGAGGGGAAGACAGUCAGCACGUGGGCCGGAACCUUCUCAUGUACCCCUGAGCUCUACUUUGAGCCUGGCUCUGUUGACGAAAUCAAACAGAUUUUGGAGUCGGCGCGUAAGGCCAGCAAGCGCGUGAGAAUGAGCGGCCAGUUCCACUCGCCGUCCAACAUCGCGAUGACCGACGGCUACAUGAUCAACAUGAAGAACUUCAAUCACGUCAUCGAGGUGGACAAGGACAAGUGUCAGAUCAGCGUGGAGGGAGGCUGCAUCAUGGAAGACCUUAACGCCAAAAUACUCCCCUUGUAUGGUAUGGCUCUCAGCAACCUUGCAGCCAUGUCAAAUAUUACUGUCGCUGGAGCAAUUAGCACAGGAACUCAUGGUACCGGAGCCAAGCAUGGUAUCCUAGCAACACAGGUUAUCCAGUUGGAGCUGCUAACGGCACAGUGCGAGAUCCUGCGAUGUUCCCGGAUGGAGAACGAGGACCUGUUCCGUGCCGCGCUGUGUAGCCUUGGAUGCUUGGGCGUCAUUGUCACGGUAACCAUCCAGUGCGAACCAGAGUUCAAACUCCACAAGAGGCAAAUGUCUUGCACUUUGGACGAGGUCCUGGAUAAACUGGACAACCACGUGGCAAGCAGCGAGUUCUUCCAAGUUACAUGGUUCCCGCACACAGAGGGCGCCAUAAUGAGCCAGACUGACCGUACCCGGGAACCGGUCAUGUCCAGCUUCAACUGGUUCCGUGACUGCUUCCUCAGUUUCUACACCCUGCAGUUCCUGUACUGGCUCAGUUCCUUCCUGCCAGGGCUGAUCCCAUCCAUUAACAGGCUGUUUUACAAGUGGUGCUUCACAGGUUGCCGUGACGACAUUGCCAUGAGCCACGCAAACUUUGCUAUCUCGUUCCGCUUCAAGCACGAUGUCACUGAGUGGGCCAUUCCCAGAAGUCACACUGCGGCAGUGUUGCGAGAGUUGAAAUCUUGGCUCGCUGCCAAUAAAGGCGUCUAUGUCCACAUUGGGGUUGACCUGCGAUUUGUCCAGGAGGAUGACAUCAUGCUAAGCCCCGCCUACGGGAGGGAGACCUGCUUCAUCAACACAGUCAUGAACAGGCCUUUGGGAAAAUUCAUCCCACAUGACGAGUUCUGGUCAGCCUUUGAGAGGAUCAUGUGCAGUGUCGGAGGAAGGCCUCACUGGGCUAAGACCCACGAGCUGACUGGAUCAGAGCUCAAGGUCGCCUACCCAGAGUUUGAGGCAUUCUGUGAGAUCCGCCAACGCCUGGAUCCACAGGGGAUGUUCUUGAAUGACUACAUGGAGAGGAUCCUUCCCCUGGUCAAAGGCCCGGUAUCACCCUGGUGACCCUAUCGAUCACCUUGACAGCAUAAGAUGCACCACUGUUGCAAACUGAAAUAACUUUCCCUUGUUUUUGAAUAGUGCCAUUGCUAUUUUGGCCCAAGGCCACCACAGUGCAUUAUCGUAAUGCACAAAAAUUGUUUAUCCGCCUUUGAAUGUCGUAAAUGAUUUCUUGCGCUGUCCUUCAGUAAACUAGAUAGGGUAAGCAGCGUGUACACAAGAUCAUUGUGGUCCAAGAAAUAUUGUAUAUUUUACCUAAAUGUCAGAAUUUUAGUCUACUUCAGUUUAGUUAAUUUUAAUGUCAAAUGCAUAUCAAGUUUUAAUAUUCUGUGAAAAUUUUAUAUAGAAGACAAGAAAUUAUGCAUUUGUUUAUAAAAAGAAAAAUAAAUGUGCCAAAUGUUCCUGGAUCGUGUAAUAGCCUCAUGUCAUAUUUGCAUGAGAACAGGUGAAGUAUUAUUCAUGUAAAGUGCAUGCUUAUCAUUGUGGUAAAUGUCAGUUUCGUUCAAUUUCCACCAUCAUGCAGUAUUUUUGCUCAACAUGUGCUGCAGUAUUAAACCUCAGGAAACCAGUCAAACACCUCUUUGAAGAUUCCCCUGUAGAACUGUCGGACUUUCCUGCAAAAAAACUUCCUUCCCUCCUGACUAUUACCUUUGAGUCAAGUCAGGGGUCCCUAGUAAAAGCAUGUUGUGAACAGCACACACACAACUAGACAUAACUAAUUUGUGACCUGUCAUGACAAAAUGAGAGUUAAGUCGCAUCCCACUUUUUCCUAUUUUGAGGGUUGGAUGUCAUAUUGAAGUGAAGGUCAAUUUUUGGGUUUUGCAAUAUUCGGAAAGAGUGAACCGUCUCCUUUUUAAUUCCAAAUAUUUUGCAAAAUCACAUUAUUUAGAAAUGUCAUUUUCUCAGCAAUUACAACAAAAGUAUAGUAUUCAUGCCUGACCUGAAAUGUUGAAACAAUGUCAGGAACAAAGACGCAAAUUGCCAGAAUACUGUCACAUUGUCACCUUGUACUAUUACCCUAAGUGUUAUGUACACACAAUUGGAAAGCUCUCUUUCUGCUGAAUUCCAAAAUAUCAUUAUCUCAGUUUCUGAAAAAUCUGACUUUCAGCUUAUUUUGUGGUGACAGAAGGUCACAUUUAUUCUUUUAUUACAUGCAACAUUCAUGUAUAGAGUUAAUUUAAAUAGCGGGUUUUGCCCUUACCCAACGUAUAUAUUGAUAAACACUGUAUGCUCAGUGCUUGUUCGAGAGCUUGCCAAAAAAAUCACAAGCUUACUCGGGUGGGACUCAAACCCACAACCUUCCACUAACUGGUGCACUAGUGAGCAGAAGGUCGUUGAUCGAGAAUCGUGGGUUCGAGUCCCACUCGUAUAUCAAUAUGCACGUUGGGUAAGGGCAAAACCCAUUAUUUAGAUUAACAUCUCCCCAACGCAAAAAUACAUCUGGAAAACAUUUUUAGAGUUAUUAGUGAGAUGAGAGUACUAUCUCAUAUUUUUAUAUUUUAUUCCAUAUGCCAUGUUUAAGAAAGGUGUUAACCUUCACACUAGCGUCAGUAUUUGUCAUUUUUGCAAACUACGUUUUUAUUCCCAGUUGUUAAACAUUGAAGAGCAAAGUGGGUAGUGGGGUUUCCAGUGACUCAAGAACCCCUGGAGUCAGGGCAGGUCUGUGGUGGAGAAUAUCACCCAGAGGUGAUAUCUAGCUGAAUUGAAACCAAAAGGUGUUUGAUAUACAUCUGACGGGGGGGGGCCAAACAAGCAACAUCCCAUGGUGCAGUUUUGCCGCAUUAACUAAUUGCACCAGUCACAGUUAAAAGAGCUGCUCAGAAACAGUUUCCUGAACAAAAUAGCUCUCCCCAUACAAAACAACCUCCAUUAAUGACUCAUAAUGUCCACUCCAAUUGAUUAAAUAUCCUCACCGUGCCCUUUUUGGGCGGGUUGCCUGUGUUGCCCCCCCCCCUGCCAAUCCAUAUUUGGGUUUGGCCAUUUCCAGCACGUGGGGGAAAAUGUGUGCAUGUUGUGCGAGUAGUGCUGUACAUUUACGGAUGAAACGAAACCAACUGCAACUACCUCAGAAAACCUGAAAAACGGGUAUUACUCUUAUCCGUAAUCCACGCCUGAAUUGCCAAACCUAUAAUUAUUGGGUUCAGUAGAUCAAUUGGUUGGUUUUAAAUGCACGAACAAGUUUUUCGUCGACUGACAAUAUGCCUUUAUUGCACGCGGCCUAGCCUAAAUUGUCAUUCGCAGCAUCCUGAAAUCGUGGUAUCCAGUUAGUUUUGCAAAACAAUCCCCCCCCCAAAAAAAAUUCCAACCUUCCUUUUUCAUCAUUGUACAAUAAGUAGUAUCAUUUACAAGGACUGACGGAUGGGAGCCACGUAUUUUAUCAUUUUCUUAUAGAUUUUAACUAAGACCUGGGCUAUAUACAUGUACGCCCUGCUGUAGUCGCGCUAAAUUCAAAUAAUUUGAUUUUUUUUAACUUCUGCACAACGAUAUAGUAUGGCAAUUGGCGCCAAAUUGGCUCUGCUCAUCACGAAGGUAGGAGGGCUAAUACAGGCUUGGACAGGUCCCCGUCCCUGUUACACAGGGGCCAGUAGCUAACUACGGUUUAAAAUGUGCGGUUAGCCCUGUCAGUUUGGAUGCUGAAUUUUUAAGUUCUGUCAGGCCAGUAGCAAUGCUUUAAUAUGAAAUACAUUUCAGC
This is a messenger RNA of Acanthaster planci (crown-of-thorns starfish), 4302 nucleotides long. RefSeq names its product L-gulonolactone oxidase-like. The record is from RefSeq and is a predicted model, not a curated record. Gene Ontology annotation, cellular component: membrane. Gene Ontology annotation, molecular function: D-arabinono-1,4-lactone oxidase activity; FAD binding. NCBI's taxonomy places the organism in Eukaryota, Metazoa, Echinodermata, Asteroidea, Valvatida, Acanthasteridae.